UCAAGCGUAUGUUACCGGAAGACAGCUGUACAUGCGACACAGAUUGAGAAAUUUUCGGAAAUAUUUGACACAUGUUCGAGUCUGAAGCCUGUUUAAAGCAUUUCUUUGUCAAACAAAAAAAUACGAAAUGGGCAAACCAAGAAAUAAAAACCGAAAAGGUCAAAAUGACGACUUUGACGACGACGAAGUUGAUUUAGAUCCUUUAGCUAACCAGGAAUUAGAUGAGCCAGCCACAUCACAGAAACCUACUGGAAAACAUAAGAAAAAGAAAAAGAAAGACGAUUGGGAAGACGAUGUUGCAGCAGAAAUUGAGACAUUAUCGAUUGAAUCAAAGAAGGGAGUUAACUCUGAUACAGUUAAUGAGGACGAUCCACCUCCACAAAAGAUAAAAUCAAAAAAGAAGAAAAAUAAACACAAGAGUGACUCUGAAGACGACGGAGAAGAACCAGAAGAAGAAAUGGUACAAGAGACGAAAGGAAAAAAGAAAACAAAACCAAUGGCAACAUUUGAUAUGUUGAUGAUGGAUGAUGAAAGUGGUGAUGAGUUACCUUCAGAUAAUGAAGAAGAGGAAACUCCUGUGAUAGAAACAAAAAAAGAGGAAGUUGUUGUAAAAGAAAAAGACAAAAAGAAAAAAGAUAAAAAGAAGAAGAAAGACCAGGCUGAGGAAGAUAUUGAUGCACUUUUAGCAGACAUUGACAAACCUAAAGAGUCGAAAAAGAAAAAAAAGAAAAAUAAGGAUUUAACAGGUGAAGAAAAUGAAGAAGGCAAUGAAGUAAACGAAGAAGAGCAGUUAGCGGCUGAAAUUGAAUCAAAGAUGGCUGCUGUCAAAGUGGUCACAAUAGAUGACUUAUAUGACGAUGAUGAAGACGAUAAAAAGAAAAAGAGAAAAAAGAAGAAAGGAAAAACUGAAGAAAAAGAUGGAGAGAAGAAUGAGGAACAGGAAGGAGAAGAAGGAACAAAGGAAGAAGGAGAUGAUGAUGAUGAGUCAACAGUAAAAACUGCAGCACAAAAAAGAAAAGAAAAAAGAGAUAGAGAAAAGCAGAAAAAAUUAUUAGAUAAGAAAAAAUCAAAAGGUAAAAAGGAACAAGAGACUGGAGGGGAGACUGCAGCAGAUGAGGCUAAGCCAGAAGGAGAAAAAGGUGAAGAUGAAAAAGCAACAGAGGAGGAGGAAGAAGCAAAACCAGGAAAAAAGAAGAAAAAGAAAGGAGAAGAUGAAAAGGAAAAGAAAAAGAAAAAAGCACCAGUUGCUAUAAUUAAAGCACAAUUACAAGCACUGAAGGAGGAACAAGAAAGACUCCAAAAAGAAGAGGAAGAGAGAAUCAGACUAGAAGAAGAAAAAAUAGCACAAAUUGAGGAAGAGAAAAAGAAAGAACAAGAGAAGAGAGAAAAGAAGAAACUGAAAGAAAAAGAGAGAAAAGAAAGAUUGAGAGCUGAAGGAAAAUUAUUAACAGAUAAACAAAAACAGGAUAAAAGAAGAGCACAAGACAUGUUGGAAGCAAUGAAGGCACAAGGAUUUGAAAUUCCAUCUAAAGAUGAUGGGCCUAAGAAAAGACCUGUUUAUGACAACAAAAAGAAGAAAAAACAACAACAACAAAAAGCAGCAGAAACACAAGAAGAAAGAACACCAUCUCCCACAGAAGAGACAACAGUAGAAUCAAAGGAUGAAGCAACUACGCCAUCUUUAGAGGAGGAGAAACCAGUAGCAGAUACCAGUACUCAGGAAAAAGAAAACGAAGAGGAAGGAAAUGAUAUAAAAGAUGAUUGGGCUGCUGACAGUGAAGAGGAAGAGGAAAAACCAACCAAAGAGACUGAAACAGAGAAACCCAAACCAGCCCCAGUGACAGUGUCAGUGAAGGCAGAUGAAGAAUCAGAAGAAGAAGAUGAAGAGGAAUCGGAAGAAGAGGAGGAGGAAAGUGGAGAAGAAGACGAAUCAGAAGAAAGUGAAUCUGAGAGUGAAGAGGAAUCUGAAGAAGAUGAUGAACUUACCCCUGUGGAGAAAGCUAGAGAUAGAAUUAUGAAAAGAAAAGAAGAAGCAGAGAAAAAUAAAUCAAUAGACAAUCUGAGGGCACCUGUCAUCUGUGUAUUGGGCCACGUAGAUACAGGCAAAACUAAAAUCUUGGACAAGUUACGAAGAACAAAUGUACAAGAUGGUGAAGCAGGGGGAAUAACCCAACAGAUUGGUGCUACAAAUGUUCCUUUUAGUGCCAUUAAAGAAAGCACAAAAAUGUGUAAAGAGUUUCAGAAAGCUGAAUUGAAAUUACCUGGAAUGUUGAUUAUUGAUACACCUGGCCACGAGUCUUUCAGUAACUUACGAUCUAGAGGAUCCUCCUUAUGUGAUAUGGCUAUUUUAGUGGUAGAUAUUAUGCAUGGAUUAGAACCUCAGACAAUCGAGUCUAUAAAUCUACUUAAACAAAGAAAAACUCCUUUUGUUAUAGCUCUGAACAAGAUUGACAGGCUUUACCAGUGGAAACCUAUGCCACAGACUGAUGUCUCUAAUGUCAUAAAGAAACAAACGUCUCAGUGUAAAUCAGAAUUUGAUGAGAGGUCCAGAAUGGUCAUGACAGAAAUGGCUGAACAGGGAUUGAAUACAGCUUUAUUUUAUGAAAACAAAAAUCCAAAAGAAUAUAUUUCUCUAAUACCUACAUCAGCCCACUCAGGAGAUGGUAUGGGAAAUCUUAUAGCAUUGAUCUGUUCCCUUUGCCAAACUCUGCUGGCCAAACGUUUAGCUUACUCAGAGGAACUGCAAGCUACUGCUAUGGAGGUGAAAGCCUUGCCUGGUUUAGGAACUACCGUAGAUGUGAUAUUGGUUAAUGGAAAACUGAAAGAAGGUGAUACAGUUAUUGUACCUGGCACAGAGGGUCCAAUCGUUACUCAAAUCCGUGGACUUCUGAUGCCACAACCUAUGAAAGAGUUAAGAGUUAAGUCUCAGUGGGAACAUCACAAAGAAGUGAAGGCUGCCCAGGGUGUUAAGAUCAUCGCCAAGGACUUAGACCAUGCCCUGGCUGGAUUACCAGUGUAUUCAGCCAAUAAAGACGAUGAAAUAGAAUAUUAUAAGGAAGAAUUAUCAGUUGCUUUGAAAGAAGUAUUAGGAUCUAUAAGGUUGGCAGAACGAGGGGUAUUUGUCCAGGCUUCAACUCUAGGGUCCAUGGAAGCUUUACUAGAAUUCCUUAGAACUUCUAAAAUUCCUUAUGCUGGUAUUAAUAUAGGACCUGUACAUAAAAAAGAUAUAAUGAAAGCAUCUGUAAUGUUAGAACAUGACAGUCAAUAUGCUGUAAUCCUGGCAUUCGAUGUGAAAGUGGAGCGUGAAGCACAAGAUUUGGCAGAUAGUUUAAAUGUGACAAUUUUCACUGCAGACAUAAUAUAUCAUUUAUUUGACAAAUUUACUGCCUAUCGUGAUGAACUUAAAAAGAAAAAACAAGAAGAAUUCAAACACGUAGCAGUGUUCCCUUGCAAGUUACGUGUGUUACCGAACUGUAUAUUUAAUUCUCGAGAUCCUAUUGUGUGUGGAGUUAGUGUGGAAAGUGGAUUUGUUAAAGUUGGAACACCAAUCUGUAUACCGUCACAACAGUUUCUUGAUAUUGGCCACGUAUCCAGUAUAGAAAAUAACAACAAACCUGUGGAUAUUGCCAGAAAGGGGAUGGAAGUGUGUAUAAAGAUAGAAGCUGUAUCUGGGGACUCACCUAAAAUGUUUGGGCGACAUUUUGACCACACAGAUCUGUUGUAUAGUAAGAUAUCAAGAGCCUCCAUUGAUGCUGUUAAGGACUAUUUCAGAGAAGAAAUGCAGAAGAGCGACUGGCAAUUAAUUGUUGAACUGAAGAAACUCUUUCAAAUUUUGUGAUUAAUAGACAUAACAUCAAAUCUGUAAAAACAUGUGAUCUUGCAUCUGUUUUUAAUGAAUUUCUACAGAUAUUCAAAACUAGGAUUUCAGAUUCGACGGGAAAAAGAAUUGCAGGGGCCCAGUAGCUAAGGCUACUAAUUAUUAGGCUGGGGCCCUGAAGUUUAGUUGAAUAUCAUGUCCAAAGUGCUUAUGUGAAUCUUUCAUAUUCUCGCAAUUUGGACUGCUGGAUGGAAAAUGUUCAAGUUUUUUUUCCCUGUUCAAGCAUCAAAAUUAAUCUUCAAGCAGUAAAAUUAAUUUGUAAUGAUAAAAGUGUCACUGUAUAAAGUCCCCUUCCUUUUUUGUUCUGUCGGGUCAUUUGAUUUUGCUUUGAAAUGAAAUGUUGGUCUAACAUAUUGAUUGAUAAUGUCAAUAGAAGACUGUAGCCAGGGAUUGUGAGCACACACAGGACUUUUUUUUUAAAUUGUUGAUGGUGUAGUCUCCUCAUUCAAAUGACUCAUUUGCUUAGCAAAUGGUUUUGUGUCUUCUAAAUGCUUCCCCCCUCUCCAGGCCCCAAUAGACCCUUACAAAUAAUAUUGCACCUCCAUUCAUGAUUCCUGGCUACCACCCUGUAAUUAUUAUCAGUGUAUUAUUUAUUAUAUAAGAUCAGACAGUUCUUCAAACGCAUCACAAUUUUUCUGAAAUCUUUUAUCAAAGUGACAAAAGAAAAAAAUAGACUAACACAUGAAUCAACUGGGGCAUUUACUAAUCUUUAACAUACUAUUUAUUUUAACAUCAGACUUUUCAGAAAUGAAUUAUUAUACAACUUGUCGUUAUUAUGUAGACAAUUUUUGUUCCUCCCACACCCAGUGUUAUGACGUCUAAUUUUCCCUUGGGUUUACAUAAUGAAUAUUAAAAUAUUGAAUAUUUGCUAUAUUUGACUUAAAGAUCGACAGUUAAGAACUGAGCUGAACUCUGUGGGUUGUUGGCCUGCAGUACUAAUUUUAAUGAGUGUGUUUUGUGUUAAUUUAUAAGCUUUUUCAAAAACAGAGUAUAUCAGAUCAUGAGCCGGAAAUGGAUUUAGAGAUACAUUUUUCAUAUUUUUUUUUUUGUCAAAAUGUUGUCAAAUACAGCUCUUUUCAUCAUAAUCAUGGAAAGUUAAUAUUUGUUGAACUUUUUACUACUAAUCUUGCAUUUAGCCUUGUAAGCCUCAAAAUAUAUAAUAUUACAUUUUUUCAGAGUCGAUAUAUCUAGCUGGUUCAUGUUCUGUAGUCUUGCUCACUAUCAAUAAGAUUUGAGCUCUUUUCACUAAAAAAUUGACAAUUGGAUUUGACUGUAGAUUAUACUUAAAUUUCACACAACACAAAUACUUUUUUUGUGGUAUUGGCGAAAUGUCCUUAUUUGUUUAGUAACCAAAUGUAAAUUUUACAAGUUUCCGUUUGUUUUAAAGAUGGUUUUUGUCAGUUUGUUUCAUGAGUGACAGUCUUUGUGUUUAGGACUGAAAGAAAUCAUACUGGUAAUCAUUGUACUUAGUGUCACAAUAUAUGUAUAUCUUGAAUGUCAACUUUUGUGAAAAUUCUUACAAAAAAAACAAACAUGAGUUCAAAAUUGUACUGUAGCUUUGAUUUUGGUCAUGAUUAAUUUUUAUCUGCUCUGACGACAUAAAACUAUCCCAAUCAUUUUCUGCUGCCAAAAUGAAUUAUUUUUUAUAAACGGAAUUAGUGUUUAGGUAAAUAGGACACACAGCAUAUGUGAAAUUAAGUCAGUGUGUGGUUAACUAUACAACCACCACACCCAUUUCAAAAUUAAUUAUUUAAUGAUUGUUGAUUUUUGUCCCACAUCUAACAUUGGUUGCUUCUUGACGAAGAUAUUUUUUCUUAUACUUGCAUGAAGAAUUGAACCUUCAGUGUUAAACAGUGCCAGCCAUUAGCUUAUCCCAAGUUAAUAGCCCAUCAUUUGGAAGUGGGCCUAAGUGGUACAUCUUAAGUGAUGUAUUUGAUUUCUUAUAACUAUAUAUACAUUUUUAGGGCCUGAAAACACAUUAUUUAUGAGUGUCACAGCUACAGGGAAAAAGAUAAGCUGAAUUUAUUCUUCACUUUUUAUUUAUUUUUUUUUAAUAAUUAUCCUCAUUAAAAUGAGAAAAUAAAGUUCAAGAAGUGUUACAAGUUAUUUCUAAAAAGGUGUCAUACAAUUUUUUUUUUUUUUUUUUUGGUAAUUUGUGUACAUUUACUUACUUGAGUGGAACAUAAAUGCAUAAAAUGCAUUUUGAAUAAACGUGUAAAAUCAUACUGGUUCGUAAAAGUUCAAAUGAUCAUACAUAAAGUCCUGUAUUUUGUUACCUGACAAUAUUAACACACGAAACCUUAUUUUCUUGGUGUCUGGAAUAGAUUUAAAUAUACACAUGGGUCUGUUUUUGUUAAUCAUCCUGAAAUUGCAUGUAUACAUUCUGAUAGUGAAAAAUCAGUGUUAUUAAAAUUAUAAGUGCUACUCCUUAUGUCAAUGACAUUAAAAAUAUAUGAAUAAAUUUAUUUUGUUGAAA
Messenger RNA from Mytilus californianus (California mussel), 6353 nucleotides. RefSeq names its product eukaryotic translation initiation factor 5B-like. The transcript has 26 exons. The record is from RefSeq and is a predicted model, not a curated record. Gene Ontology annotation, molecular function: translation initiation factor activity; GTPase activity; GTP binding. The coding region runs from base 128 to 3838 and encodes 1236 amino acids. Lineage: Eukaryota; Metazoa; Mollusca; Bivalvia; Mytilida; Mytilidae.